Molecule: messenger RNA, 942 nt
Organism: Macrobrachium nipponense
Lineage: Eukaryota; Metazoa; Arthropoda; Malacostraca; Decapoda; Palaemonidae
Exons: 1
Coding region: 1-942 (313 amino acids)
Source: RefSeq, a predicted model, not a curated record
AUGGAGACGACUCAGUCGGUGCUGGCAGCGGUCCGUCCAGGGGACUGGAUGGUGUCUCUGGACUUAAAAGAAACCUACUUUCAUAUCCCCAUCCACCCGACUUCUAGGAAAUUCCUAAGAUUCGUAGUUCAGAGCAGGUGCUUCCAGUUCAGAGCCCUUUGUUUCGGGCUCAGCACGGCCCCUCAAGUUUUCACCCGAGUAAUGUCAAACGUGGCUGGAUGGCUUCAUCAAGAAGGGAUAAGAGUAUCCCUAUACCUGGACGACUGGUUGAUAAGGUCGCAAUCAAUGAGCAGGUGUCUGGAGGACUUGCACAAGACGUUUCUGAUGACCCAGGAGCUGGGUCUCAUCAUCAACAAGGAGAAACCCCAGAUUGAGCGGAGUCAGACGAUUCUUUAUUUGGGGAUAGUUCUAGACUCAGCUCUUUUUUUGGGCUUUUCCCUCCCAAGAGAGGCAAAACAAGUGCCUCGAGAAGGUGCAGGAAUUCCUGGGGAGAGAGAAGUGCUUGGCAAGGGAAUGGAUGAGUUUGCUGGGCACCCUCUCCUCGCUCGAGCAGUUUGUCUCCCCGGGAAGGUUGCAUCUCAGACCUCUGCAGCACUUCCUUUCAAGAGUCUGGGACAGGAAGAGUCAGGAGGACUCCUUUCCCUUUCCCAUUCCAGCAGAGAUCAAAGAACAUCUGAGUUGGUGGCUGGAGCCGUCGAAGUUGAGGGAAGGAAUCUCCCUGUUCAAGAAGAACCCAGACCUUGUGUUGUUCUCAGAUGCUUCGGAGUCAUGUUGGGGAGCAGAGAGGUCUCAGGCUCUUGGAAAGUGCAACAGAAAGAAUGGCACAUCAACAGGAAAGAGUUGAUGGCCGUUCUGUUAGGAUUAAAAGCCUUCAAAGAUGCUGUCUCGGGGAGAGUAGUGGAAGUCAAUUCGGACAACACCACGGCCCUGGCUUACAUGUAA